UGGCCACACUAAUAUCCAGAGCAUGAAAAAGGGGGAAUAAAAACUAAUUUGGACAAAGCAACAACAAGCAGCAGUGUCAAUUGCCAAAGCAAGCAACGGAUCAGAAAAUAGCUGCAGGACUUACUUAGAUCGACUUGCAACAUGUUUGCCAGCAAAUUGUUGACCUGCUCGGCACUAUUAUUGCUCAGUGGGGCAGUUCUAUCUCAAAAUUUGUUUAGUUUGACUGGUGCCGAAUUUAAAACUCCUAAAACAAACUUGGAUCAAACGAACCCAUUGACCACCACACCCACAUCAACCUCGACGACUUCAAAAACCACAGAGAAGCCAACCACCUCUAGUUCAACAUCGAUCACUCCGACGACAUCCACCACUACCUCCACAGAGCCGCCAAAGACAACGACUACACCAGCACCGGUGCCAACCACGACUCAUGCCCCACAACCCAAUCCUCCGCCCUCCGUAGGCACUUGGAAUGCCUCCUGCAUUCUGCUUCAAAUGGCAGCCCAACUUAACUUCACCUACGAAGCUAAGGAUGGAAACCUUACCCACGGCCUGUACAACAUCCCUAGCAAUGCCACGGUUGAAGACAAGGAGUGUAAUAGCAAGACCACCCAGGAUAUUCAUCUUAUCUGGGGUCCCGAUACUUCCAAGCAGUCGUUGCUGAUGUAUUUUGACAAAAAGAACGACACCACUGUGCUCUCCUCAAUCCAAAUUCAUCUGACGGUGCUGCCCGAGGACUUCCCCGACGCCAAGGAAAACCAAACUAUUCAGCUCCUUCAUAGGGGCGAUGGUGAGUUUAAGACGCCGGAAAAGAUGUCCUUCCAUUGCACACGUGUUCAGAAGAUGAAUCUGACCGAGACCGUGGAUGCUAAGCAGUUGAUCGGAUGGAUAAGCGUCAGCCACCUCCAGGUUGAAGCCUUCUUAUCGGCUAAUGCCACUGGAUUCUCAGCCGGACAUGAUUGCGACAGCUCUGAAACGUCGGACGUGGUGCCCAUUGCCGUUGGCAUUGCCUUAGCCGCUCUUAUUCUGGUCGUUCUUAUAUCGUAUUUGUGUGCUAGGCGUCGUUCUACUUCCCGCGGCUAUAUGAGCUUCUAAGAGAAGAGCGUCGACUUAUUUGGGGCAGGUUAAAAACGCAAUUGAAAAAGAAUGGAAAGCAAAUCGUUAGAGAGAAAAUUAAGAUUGAUUUUAAUAAUUGGAAGCUGUCUGUGAGUAUGCGAAAAGACCCAUUUUGUUUUGUAUCUUAUGGUUUGUAGAGGUUGAAGUCGUCUGUUUUGUCCAAGUCGGCGUUAAAUUGGCUGGAAUGUGAGGUACAGGGAGAAGGAGAUUCAGGAAGCUGAAUAGUUGGUUAGGAAUAUCAAAAAGUAUAAUCUAAAACGGGGGUUAUUUGUCUGUAGCUGUCGAAACUUUGUAUUGUGAAAUGAAAUUGUUUGAAGAGAGAAACACCUAAAAUUUUAAACUUACAAUAGAAACACAUAUUUUACUCAAUAAACCAGUCACCAAAAUCAAACAAGGAAAGUCGAACAAUGGAGAGAUCGUACCAUAUGCUAAAAUAUGACGAUAUCAACGGCUAAAUUUUCUAUUCAAAUGGUCAGCAUUUUAACUUUUCCACCCCUGUUUUAUGGCAACACAAAAGAUGUAUGUAUUACUGGCCUUAAAAGCGUAAUAAAAAUAGUAUUUAAAAUAUA
Drosophila ficusphila is the source of this 1685-nucleotide messenger RNA. It is a transcript of the gene Lamp1, whose product is annotated as lysosome-associated membrane glycoprotein 1. The record is from RefSeq and is a predicted model, not a curated record. Bases 142 to 1095 code for a protein of 317 amino acids. Lineage: Eukaryota; Metazoa; Arthropoda; Insecta; Diptera; Drosophilidae. Gene Ontology annotation, cellular component: membrane. The transcript is spliced from 4 exons.